Molecule: messenger RNA, 3839 nt
Organism: Phasianus colchicus (ring-necked pheasant)
Lineage: Eukaryota; Metazoa; Chordata; Aves; Galliformes; Phasianidae
Gene: RIOK3
Product: RIO kinase 3
Biological process (GO): protein phosphorylation
Molecular function (GO): protein serine/threonine kinase activity; ATP binding
Source: RefSeq, a predicted model, not a curated record
UUUCUUACUUGGUGCUUGUACAGAUAUGCCAGAGUGCUAGAUUUUCUCAGCAGCAGGACAUUGCUUUGACAUUCUGCUUGCUUAUUUAACAGACAAGUCCAGCCAAAGAAGAAGCUUGAAUGGGGCAUGGCAGCAGUCUUUUAACCACAAAAGGAUCUGUAGAGGGGAAGAAAGAAUUUCCUUCUGUUCCGACCAGAGGUGGAGAGGAGGAGAACCACAUUGCUACUGUAUCACUAGACCAAGCUUUCCUUGCGCAUUCCUGGUACAAUCUGUAUGGUGUGUAGGAAGGAGCUACUGGUCUGGUUCAGGAGCUACGGGCCUAGAAGGGAGUCAUUCCUGGUUUGGGAUUUACUUUCCUGGUAUAGGAGUCAUCGCCUGGUUUGGGAGUUAGGGUCUGGUUCAGGAGUUAACAGCCUGGUCCAGGAGCUACCCCAGUGCUUUGAUAUCUGCCCUUUCAUUCCUCAGCAGGCAGGACUUUCUGCAGCAGUGAACACCAGAAGACAUUGCCUUGAGACACUGCAACGCCUUACAUCAUCACUGGUUGCUAAUGACAUCAGAUGAACUUUGGCCAAGAACACGGAACCCUGCAUGCCUGAGAGCCAACGUCAGUGGCACCUGUGGGGACUGCCCUGCUGAGGUCACACAGGGAACAUCCCCCACCCCGGCCAAGGGAUGCCAGGGGGCUGUGAGACCUUGCCCCGCUUCUCCCACCCUAGAAAGCCAGCUGUGGGGCUGGAUCCCUGCUAUCCAGGGUCUGGCUCCCCACUGCACAGGGGCUGGUUUGUGGCUGUCCCUACACGCAGGGAGGCUGCAUUGCUGCAAAGCGCCAGGAAGCUGCCCCUGCCCUGCAAGGAGGGCAUCUCAAUCCCCACACGACUUCCAGGUGAACACUUAAAAUGGAGGUGCAACAGGCAGAGGAUCACACACGAAACACCUCUAUUAAUUUCGUAUUUGCAGGGCGCUCGAUUACAGGAUGAAAUGCAUCUGUUCCCUUACGUUUCCCCCCACUGACUCCCUUCCAUGCUUACUUCCCCAACAAAAAGCGACCUUUCCCCUUUCUUUCCCCACCCCCGGCACCAUCACCCCGCUGACAUCACCGGAAGGCGCGUCCCGUCCCGUCCCGCCGGCCAAUGGGGAACGGCUCGGCCGGUGACGGUACGGGGAUUGAGGCCGAACCCGGAAAGCUCCGCGUUCAGAGCGCCGCCGCCGGCCCCAGAGUUCGCGUCGCCGCCGUCGUCCUCCUCCCGCUCCGCCUCUCCGCCUCUCCGCGCGCAGAUGGACCCGGUAGGAGUCGCCGCCGCCCCCGAGGCCGGGCCGGGCCCAGCCUGGCAGAGCAAGUGUCCAUGGGGAACUCCAAAAACCGCCUCGAUAUCGUGUUCCCUUGCCGAUGUUAUGAGUGAACAGCUGGCAAAAGAGCUGCAGCUGGAGGAGGAAAAUGCUGCUUUUCCUGAAGUAGUUGCUGUUGCAGAAGGACCAUUUAUUACAGGAGAAAAUGUUGACACUUCUAGUGACCUAAUGCUAGCUCAGAUGCUGCAGAUGGAAUUUGACAGGGAAUAUGAUGCACAGCUUCGGCGUGAAGAGAAGAAAUUCAAUGGAGACAGCAAAGUUUCCAUAUCCUUUGAAAAUUAUCGGAAGGUGCAUCCCUUUGACAGUGACAGCUCAGAGGAUGAAGUUGAUUGGCAGGAUACUAGGCAUGAUCCUUAUAGGGCAGAUAAACCUACUAUUACACCAAAAAAGGGUUUCAUAGGGAAAGGAAAGGACAUUACUACUAAACAUGAUGAAGUGGUUUGUGGAAGAAAGAACACUGCUCGUAUGGAAAAUUUUGCACCGGAAUUUCAAGUUGGGGAUGGAAUUGGGAUGGACUUAAAGCUGUCAAAUCAAGUCUUCAACGCCUUAAAGCAGCAUGCAUACUCUGAGGAACGUCGAAGUGCAAGGCUCCAUGAAAAGAAGGAACACUCCACUGCAGAGAAAGCAGUGGAUCCUAAAACACGUUUACUUCUGUACAAGAUGGUCAGUGGUGGAAUGCUGGAGACCAUCACAGGCUGCAUCAGCACAGGGAAAGAAUCUGUUGUUUUUCAUGCAUAUGGAGGAAAAAGUGCAACUGAAGAUGAUAAAGUUAUACCUCCAGAAUGUGCCAUUAAAGUGUUUAAAACAACUCUAAAUGAAUUCAAAAACCGUGACAAAUACAUCAAGGAUGACUACAGAUUCAAAGACCGCUUCAGUAAAUUGAAUCCACGGAAGAUUAUUCGCAUGUGGGCUGAGAAAGAAAUGCAUAACUUAACAAGAAUGCAAAAUGCAGGAAUUCCUUGUCCUCAAGUGGUUAUCCUUAAGAAACACGUCUUGGUGAUGUCUUUCAUUGGCCAGGAUCAAGUCCCAGCACCUAAACUAAAGGAUGUAAAACUUAAUAGUGAAGAUAUGAAAAAGGCCUACUAUCAAGUUCUUAAUAUGAUGCAACGGUUGUAUAAAGAGUGUAAUCUGGUCCACGCUGAUCUGAGUGAAUACAACAUGCUUUGGCAUGAUGGAAAGGUUUGGUUUAUUGAUGUCAGUCAGUCUGUGGAGCCAACUCAUCCUCAUGGACUUGAAUUUUUGUUCAGAGACUGUAGGAAUGUUUCACAGUUCUUUCAGAAAGGAGGUGUGGCAGAAGCACUUAAUGAGCGUGAACUCUUCAAUGCUGUCUCAGGUUUAAAUAUUACAGCUGAAAAUGAAGUGGACUUCCAAGCAGAGAUUGAAGCCUUGGAGAAGAUGAAUGAAGAUCAUGUGCAGAAUCAUGGAAAGAAAGUGUCCACGUUUUCAACUGAUGGAGACCCACCUAUAUAUAAUGAAUAGCACUGGGUGUGUAGCUGCUUUAACAACAACAACAACACAGACUUGCUGCUACUGACAUUGUUGGUGCAGUGGUAAAUGUCAACUACCAAUGUCGAGAGAGUGGUUGACUGGGAUUGCCAAAAUGGAAAACACAGUGAGCAUAUGGUGAUGCCUCAGUGUGUUUUUUCUUUUUGUUUGCUUUGUUUUUAACUUGGCCCAUGCAUCAGGCUGGCACUGGGAGGAUAAAAUGUCACUACUUCUGAGGAUAGUCUGACAGCAUCACCAAUUGUCUGCUCACACUAGGCUGAUUUAGCUGAGGUGGUCAUAUUUUGCAUGAUUCAGAGCUUUUGUUUUAGUGUUAUUUUUUUACACCUAAAAUACAUGGAAUGUGGCUCUAACUGUCUCAGUAAAUCCAAUUAGAUAUUACAAGAAAUGGGUCUUAACUAGCAGAGGACUUAUUUGACAGGCUAAGAAAUCCAGGUUGCUUAACGAAGUAAGUUCAGUUACCUUUGGCCUUUAAAACAAACAAAUAAAAAACCACAAGUAAUUAAAGAACUUGGUGCAAAUUAAAAAAAAAAAAAAAAAAAAAAGAAAAAAGCCCUGUAUAAUCUUGCAUCUCCACUGAAAAUCUGAGUAGAGCAUCAAACCUCCUAAUUCAUCCAGAAGAGGAUCAUAUACUCUGAAAACUAAAUACUGAUCAAAAUUACUUUUAAAUGAACUUACAAAUAGUAAGUAGAAAAUGUAUCUUUCAUGCUUUUAUUCUUAAUGUCAGUCUUCUAUUUUAUCAAGUUUUAAAAGUCUAGCAAUGUUUCUCUGCAGCGCAUUUAAAAAUGACUUGAUCUAGUGGAGUGGUUUGGAAUUAAGAAUUUCUGAUCAACUUUUCAAACUCUGCAGUUUUUGAUGCCGCUCUUUAUCAAGCAAAAUAUAACGUUGCUGUGUUACAUUCUCCCAGUGUACUGUGGAAGUGAUUUGGUUUUGUUUUUAUUAAUUGGAGGAGUGGUGGCAAAGUAAAAACUGAAGAUCUUGCAGUGGUA